Messenger RNA from Aureobasidium melanogenum CBS 110374, 2388 nucleotides. RefSeq names its product peptidase family M13. Lineage: Eukaryota; Fungi; Ascomycota; Dothideomycetes; Dothideales; Saccotheciaceae. Gene Ontology annotation, molecular function: metalloendopeptidase activity. Bases 1 to 2388 code for a protein of 795 amino acids. The record is from RefSeq and is a predicted model, not a curated record. Gene Ontology annotation, cellular component: plasma membrane. Gene Ontology annotation, biological process: protein processing. The transcript is spliced from 5 exons.
AUGGCAGGUAACAACAGGAACGAGCGUACACCGUUGCUGGAUGGUGAUGCACCAACAACUGAUCAUGCUGAGUCGCGCGAGUCGACUAGCACCCGUAUCAAGCGCUUCUUGCUACGUAAUGGUGUCUAUUUGAUCAUCAUACUUUGCCUCCUACUCGUCCUCAUCCCAUUAAUUAUUCAGAGCGUUCGUAACAGUUCUGUACGCCAUGACCCUCACGAUCACAACAAGAAACACCACCACGAUAAGGAACCUUCGGAUCCAUCAAAGAAUGAGACCGAGCUUUGCACGUCUGCUGCAUGUGUGCUCGCAUCUGCAAAUAUCCUCCGUAGUCUUGCACCAAGCUACGAGAAGCUGGAUCCUUGCGAUGACUUCCGCACGUAUGUCUGCUCUGGAUUCGAUGCUAGCCACGAGAUUCGAGAGGAUCAAGCUGGCGUCGGCAACCUUCAGAUCAUGAACGAGGAUAACCAGCUCAUUUUGAAGCAUAUCUUGGAAUCACCCGCUCCAAAAGAUACUUCGCUUUUCUGGACUGCAGCGAACCCGGACCAGGAGAUUUUCACCAAAUUGCAGGACGGAUACAACGCAUGUAUGAAUGAGACAUUGCUCGCUUCCAUUGGAUCAAAGCCUCUGCUGGAUCUUCUUUGGCAACUCGAUGGCAUCUAUCCUGAGAAAUCAAAGUCAAGCAAGAAGGACGAAUCACUGACCAAGGCGGUUGAGUAUCUCAUGUCAAUUGGCGUUGCAGGCCCCGUCUCUGUUGAUGUUGGUGCCGAUGAUAAGGAUCCUGAUGUCAAUGUCAUCUCUGUUGGUGCUCCUUGGUCAUUUGGAUUGCCUAGCAAACAAUACUACGAACGUGCAGAGAUUGUUGCAUCGUACAAAGAGACCAUCGGAACUGUUCUGGAAGCUCUUCUCAAGGAGGCCAAGCCCGGUGCACUCUCCUUCAUGUCUGAUGAAGACAACGACUCUUCGGCGCUGAGCAAGGAUCUUGUCGACAGCCUAGUAGCUCUCGAAAAGUCUAUGGCCAACGCUGCUCCGGACCCAGAGGAUGCUGCCGAUGUUACAAAGUACUACAACCCACGUACAUUGAAAGAGACUGAAGCCUAUAACUCAGAGAUAUCCAUAACUCACAUCCUUGACACAUUUGCACCUAGCUACACACCCUCGAAGAUAAUUGUUGGCUCACCAUCCUAUCUGAAGGAUCUUUCUCAGAUCCUUAAGUCGUCUUCAAGAAAGACCAUCAAGACUUAUCUGGUCUGGAAGGUAGUCCAAUCUUGGGCUGGAGCUGUUGAGGACCCUGCUGUCCAGCCUCUUUUGCGCUUCAGGAAUAAACUGCAAGGCAAAGCUCCUGACGUUAAGCAAGAGCGCUGGAGAACAUGCGUGAGUUCGGUCGGUAGCGAUCUUGAAUGGAUCAUGAGUCGUUUCUUUGUGGAGCGCGCGUUCUCCAAGGAGGCGAAAGACCUAGGUGAUCAGAUCAUCCUUGACAUCAAGGAUGAAUUCACCAUCAAGCUCAACGAAUCUGAAUGGAUGACCGAAAGCGUUCGUCAGCUGGCAAUCGAAAAGGUCCAUCUUAUCCGCCAGAAGAUCGGAUAUCCUACCCAAAGCCCUGACAUCACCAACGCGGGAGAAUUGCAACACUAUUACAGCAACAUCAGUAUCGCCGCGACAACAUACUUUGCGAACAAGCUAUCGGUUGUCAAACACGAUGUCCGCGAAAGCUGGUCGCAAGCCGGGAAACCAGUCGAUAAGGACGAAUGGGGCAUGAGUGCUCAGACGGUCAAUGCCUAUUAUAAUCCUCCUGGCAACGAAAUCGUGUUCCCAGCAGGAAUUAUGCAGGCUCCAGUCUUCUAUGACCCCUCUAUACCCAGAUAUCUCUCUUACGGCGCGUUUGGUGCCGUUGCUGGUCACGAGCUGUCUCAUGCUUUUGACUCAUCCGGCAGGAACUACGACCAGAACGGCAACUACACCGAUUGGUGGGAUAAACCCACCAUCGAGGCUUUCAAGACCAAAACCGAUUGCUUUGUCGAGCAAUACCACAACUACACUGUCCCCACCAAAAACGGCCGUCUACCGAUCAACGGAAAGCUUACACUGGGCGAGAACAUUGCUGAUGCCGGUGGCCUUACCGCCGCUUAUCAGUCUUGGAAACGACGCGAUGAUGAGAAGGCAGAUCUCAUGCUACCUGGCCUUGACCACUUCACGAAGGAGCAAAUUUUCUUCCUCGCUUACGGACAGACUUGGUGCGGCAAGAUGAGGGAGGAGCAAAUCGUGCAGAGAAUCUACACAGAUCCCCACAGCCCUGACAUGUUCAGAAUCAAGGGUACCACAGCCAACUCGCGCGAAUUCAGAGAAGCCUUCGACUGUCCUGUCAAGGCACCUACUUGUGAGCUCUGGUAA